AUGGGUGAUAGCAGCGCGGUUUGCCCUCCUACAAGGGCCCGGACGCUCGUUCUCUGCUUCGACGGCACGUCAAACGAGUAUGACGCAGAUAACACAAACGUCGUCAAGCUCUUCGCCCUGCUGAGGAAGGAUUCAGACGAGCAAUUGGUUUACUACCAGGCGGGUGUUGGGACGUGGUUCGAACCUGGGGUUGUUUCGCCGCUAUUUGAAUGGAGUGCGAAGAUCCUGGACCUGGCGUUCGCUUGGUACCUCGACGCUCACGUUACGGAUGGGUACAAGUUCUUAAUGCAGAAUUAUCGAGCUGGGGAUAAAAUUUGCAUAUUUGGUUUCUCUCGUGGAGCGUACACUGCAAGGGCGUUGGGAGGGCUCUUGUAUAAGGUUGGACUGCUCCCUCGAGAUAACGAAGCCCAAGUCCCGUUCGCCUACAAGAUGUACAAACGCACUGAUGAAGAAGGGCUCAAGCUAUGCGCCGGAUUCAAGCAGACCUACUGCCUGACCGUCAAUACCGAAUUCAUGGGCGUCUGGGAAACGGUCGCCAGCGUUGGUGUUGUCAUGGGACGUACUCUGCCCUUCACCAACUCGAACAGUUCCAUCAAGACCUUCCGUCAUGCCUUGUCGCUCGAUGAGCGUCGAGCCAAAUUUAGACCUAACAACUAUCACCGCACAGCGCCGUCCGCCGAAGCCGCGCGCCUUGACCCGGAGCACGCGAGUCUGGGGGGAAAGUGGGGUAACGCGGACUCGGCGUCGUCCAUCUCGGAGGGUGACGAGAAGACGGCGGAGCUGCUCAAGAAGAAGCGGUGGGGAUUCUUCGGUCGGGGCCAGUCGGUGAAAGUCAAGAAGACAGUCAAAGCAAUCGCUCCUGUGCUCAUAGAGGAGAGCGGCGAUCCUGACGACGUGCUCGAGGUGUGGUUUGCUGGGUGUCAUAGCGAUGUGGGUGGAGGCGCGGUGUUGAAUGAGACGACAGAGUGCCUGGCGAACAUCAGCCUGCGGUGGAUGGUGCGGGAGGCUAUCGCCUCGGGUAGCGGGAUCAAGUGGGACAUCCCUGCACUGAUGCGCGCUAAAAUCGACCUGAACCCAGAACCAUCGCCUGAGGAAAUCGACUUGGACAUGACGGACGCGCUGGAGCCAAUACACGACGAGCUGAAGAACAACGUCCUCUGGUGGCUGUUGGAGAUCAUUCCGUUGCACUACUCUUGGCAGGACGCGGACGGGGUGUGGCAUCGUGAUUGGACGUUUAAUUUUGGGAGAGGCCGGAAGAUCAGCGACACCCAGCCCAAGUUCCACGCGACCGUGAAGAGACGAAUGGCAUCCCCGUUGAACUAUUCCCCGAAGGCAAAGUGGAAGGCAGGCACGGAAGUGUAUGUACAGUGA
This is a messenger RNA of Cyclocybe aegerita, 1371 nucleotides long. NCBI's taxonomy places the organism in Eukaryota, Fungi, Basidiomycota, Agaricomycetes, Agaricales, Hemipholiotaceae. The record is from the annotation of a GenBank genome assembly.